Messenger RNA from Cyphellophora europaea CBS 101466, 2136 nucleotides. RefSeq lists its product as uncharacterized. The coding region runs from base 1 to 2136 and encodes 711 amino acids. Gene Ontology annotation, cellular component: Golgi membrane. Gene Ontology annotation, biological process: protein palmitoylation. Gene Ontology annotation, molecular function: protein binding; palmitoyltransferase activity. The transcript has a single exon. NCBI's taxonomy places the organism in Eukaryota, Fungi, Ascomycota, Eurotiomycetes, Chaetothyriales, Cyphellophoraceae. The record is from RefSeq and is a predicted model, not a curated record.
AUGUCCUCUGUACCACCACCUCCGAAAGCAUCCUCUACCACUCCCCAGCCACAAAGCGACGUUGAACUCACACCCGUGCAGAAUGGCACGCCAGCACCGAGUCUUCCUCUUGAGGAGGAUAUCAUGCAAUGCGCUCGUUUGGGUGCAAUUGAACAUAUCCAGAAGUUGAUCGAAUCAAAAAAGGUCGACCCCAAAUAUGCCGACGAUGAAGGCAUUACCCCAUUACAUUGGGCUGCCAUCAACAACCAGUAUGCCGCCUGCAAGUACUUGAUUGAGCAAGGUGCGAAUGUGAACCAAAAAGGAGGCGAUUCUGGUGCUACACCUGCUAUGUGGGCUGCGCAGAGGUGCCACUUCUACAUUGUUCAUCUAUUGUUGGAGAACGGCGCAGAUCCUCUGGCCCAGGAUGUACAAGGUUAUAAUAUACUACAUUUGGCGACCAUCGACGGCAAUGCUCUACUACUGGUCCUCCUGCUACACCAAAAUAUCCCUGUCGAUGCGCCAGACCCCCAAGGACAUACCAGCUUGAUGUGGGCAGGGUACAAAGGCUGGCCGGCCCUGACCGAUAUCUUACUAAGAUGGGGUGCUAGCGUAAAUGCCACAGACGACAACGGCUUCACACCUUUACAUUGGGCGCUCGUCAAAGGUUCGAAGCCGUGUAUUGAACGACUAAUCGAGUAUGGAGCAGAUCGACAGGCCAAAACGAACGACGGCAAAACACCCGCAGCAGUUGCAUCAGAAAUGAACUCACAAAGGCAGUUUCACCGCGCAUUGGCUGAUCAAGGUUAUGGUCCGGACGGCAACGCACGAGUACUUCCACUUGGGCUCGGACCGAUUCUUCGAGAUCGGUCGAAGAUGUCCAAGUUUUUCUUCUUAUACCCCUUCUUAAUCGUCUUUGUUGGCCUGUACAUUAUCAGCCAUUACACAAUUUACAUCGCAGUGCCUUUGGCAUUUGCGGCCGUGUUUGCCAUGCAAUGGGGAGCCCAGUUCCUUGGUAACAGAGGACUUCCCGAAUAUCGGCAAAUCCACAAAACACCCUAUCUUGCCGGCGUAUUCUCUGGUACGCUCUUCUGGGUUGGAAUCAGCUACUUUACUGCUAUUCUUCCUGCGACAUUCGGCAGCAACCCUUUCUCGAACCUACUUUUCGUCGUUUUCUACGGAUUGACGGCUUACUUCUACACCAUCGCCGCAACCGAAGAUCCCGGCUGGGUUCCGAAGCUGUCAUCACGCAACCAACAACGUGCUGUCAUCACAGAGCUCUUCUCGCUGUGGAAGUUUGACGAAGACAAUUUCUGUCUGCAAUGCAUGAUCCGCAAACCCUUGCGCUCCAAACAUUGCCGUCGAUGCGGCCGCUGCGUUGCUAAACAAGAUCACCAUUGCCCUUGGAUCAACAAUUGCGUUGCCAACAACAACCACCGCCACUUCUUCACGUAUAUCAUCUCCAUGGCUCUCGGCAUUGCAAUUUUCACGAACCUUGUGGUUGUUUACAUUUUCUCGUUGCCCGCUCCACCAGAAGAAGCCUCUGAUGCCUGUCAUAUCCUCUCGCCCGCCGUUUGCCAGUUCACUCUCCGCGAUCCCUACACGGUCGCUUUAUCUCUUUGGGCGCUCUUACAGCUUGUCUGGAUCGCGAUGCUGGUCGUCGUGCAAUCAAUACAGAUAUCCAAGAACAUGACCACGUACGAGAACAUGAAGCGCCACUCGCACAGCGAGGCGAAUCCCCACCUUCCUCUUCAUCGGCCACGCCAUCCGAUCACUCAAGGCCACUCACACUUGACCGACGGUCUCAACGACACCGCCGCGUCGUCUACGCGCCUGCAACCCGCACCUCGACACGAAGGCUGCUGGACUAAAUGGAAGCGCACCAUCGGGCUGGAUGUCUUCCUCGCGACGGCGAGCGAUGCCAGUCACGGCAAGAUGAAGAGCCUGGAUCGCGGUAACCCGUUCUCCCGUGGUCUGAUCGGCAAUUGCAAGGACUUCUGGUGCGAUCCGGCCCCGGUGUUUGGGCGGCGGGUCAAUGGCGAGGGCUAUCUGGGGGGCGAGGUGGUGGACUACAGCAGGCUGUAUGAUGUGCCGAUGCGGUUGCGCAAUCGCGGAGGGAUGAUGUACGCCAGCGUCGCAACGGCGGAUAAUGAGGUGUAA